GAUGCGGGCGCGGCGCGGGGCAGGGCUCGGCGGAGCGGGCGUCUCCCCCCAGGCUCGGCCAGUGGAAGACGCCGGCAGCCGCGGCUCGGAGUGGUCGGGGCCGUGGGCUGUGCCGGAGUCUCCUCCCUUUGGCCGGCCGCAGGCUUGCAGCCCCAGUGUCACCGCCGUCGCCAUGGCCUCGCAGCAGCUCUUCCGUGCGCUCGUGUCGGCGCAGUGGGUGGCCGAGGCCCUGCGCGCCCCGCGCGCCGGGGCGCCCCUGCAGCUGCUGGAUGCGUCCUGGUACCUGCCCAAGCUGGGCCGCGAUGCGCGCCGCGAGUUCGAGGAGCGCCACAUCCCGGGCGCCGCCUUCUUUGACAUCGACCAGUGCAGUGACCCCACGUCGCCCUACGACCACAUGCUGCCCAGCGCGGAGCACUUCGCCGAGUACGCGGGCCGCCUGGGCGUGGGCGCCGCCACCCACGUCGUGAUCUACGACGGCAGCGACCAGGGCCUGUACGCGGCACCGCGCGUCUGGUGGAUGUUUCGCGCCUUUGGCCACCGCACCGUGUCGCUGCUCGACGGCGGCCUCCGCAACUGGCUGCGCCAGGGCCUCCCGCUGAGCUCGGGCAAGAGCCGCCCGACGCCCGCGGAGUUCAGUGCCACGCUGGACCCUGCGUAUGUCAAGACGUACGAGGACAUCAAGGAGAACCUCGAAUCCAGGCGCUUCCAGGUGGUGGACGCCCGCGCCGCCGGCCGCUUCCGGGGCACAGAGCCCGAGCCCCGAGAUGGCAUUGAGCCCGGCCACAUCCCUGGCACAAUCAACAUCCCCUUCACGGACUUCCUGACUGAGGAGGGCCUGGAGAAGAGCCCCGAGGAGAUCCGCCACCUGUUCCAGGACAAGAAGGUGGACCUGUCCCAGCCCCUGGUGGCCACGUGUGGCUCUGGCGUCACAGCCUGCCACGUGGCACUGGGGGCCUACCUCUGCGGCAAGCCUGAUGUACCCAUCUACGACGGCUCCUGGGUGGAGUGGUACAUGCGUGCCCAGCCGGAGGACAUCAUCUCCGAGGGCCGGGGGAAGACCCACUGAGGCUUGGCCAGACGCAGGAAGCUUGGGUGACACGCAGCCUCUAGCUGUGCCCAGCCUGGUGGUUCUGACUCUGCUUCGACCAGGAUAGUGUUUCUUCCUCCAACUUAGGUGGUGUGUGGGGUGACAUCCCAGAGGCCAGGAUUCCGUGACACAGGCUCCCAGCAGAGGCAGGAGAGAAGGUGGUGAUGGGCACAGGGGGAGGGGAGCUGCCCACAUGGUGCCGUGCUGGAGCCCCACCUCCCUUUCGUUUUACCACUGGGGAAAUAAAACAGCCACGUGCUCAAUUCUGCCAA
Camelus dromedarius (Arabian camel) is the source of this 1359-nucleotide messenger RNA. RefSeq names its product mercaptopyruvate sulfurtransferase (gene MPST). Gene Ontology annotation, molecular function: thiosulfate-cyanide sulfurtransferase activity. Lineage: Eukaryota; Metazoa; Chordata; Mammalia; Artiodactyla; Camelidae. Bases 2 to 1066 code for a protein of 354 amino acids. Gene Ontology annotation, cellular component: mitochondrion. The record is from RefSeq and is a predicted model, not a curated record. The transcript has 3 exons.